UGGUCAAAGAUUGUAAUUACAUUAUACGCACUUUAACAGUGUCCGUUGUUCCUCAAAAUGGCUGACAAAGAAUGGCGCUCAGAAGUUGUCAAAAAACUGAAAGCCAUUGUAACCGAUCCUAAUGAAUAUGCAGAAAUUGCUCGCUUUCUGGCCGCAAAAGAGGAUAAAAUGAAUGGCUAUCAGAAUUCCGGAAUUUGGAAAUCUCUGUACGACGUUGUGGACUCAGACGAGUGCUUCCUCGCCAUUCUGCGGAUUAUCCAGUCGGAAACGGAAAGCAAGAGCCCAAGGAGUGUCGAUCACUCGUUGAUUACACCUGACGUGCGUCAUAAGUGGGGCCAUCCGGAUAUCACUGACCUUGCCGUGUGCGGCGCCAUGGGCGGCGCCAGUGGCUUAGCAGCCUUUCCUGCCACACAGGCCAGCAUUUUGCCGGUAGUGCAGAUCCUAGUUAGCCCGGCGCUGAUGCCCAUUGUCCAGCAGGCAGCAGACGUGGUCAAAGCAAUGGGCCGGAGAGCUCCAGUGGCGCUUGCUGCGGUCUACCUUUCUUGGGAGGCGAUGAGGACCAUCUCGCACUGGUGGAACGGUAAGAUCAGCGGUCGUCGCGUCGCUAAAACACUGGUCGAUCAGGGCGUGACGGUAGCUGCAGGAUGUGGUGCAGCCGUGGCCGGAGCAGCGUUAGGCGGUCUGUUAGGUCCAGUGGGAGCGCUUGCCGGUGGGGUUAUAGGGAGUCUGGUGGGCGGCAGCACGGCGGCGUUCUUAGUGGAUUGGUUGACACAGAAUCUGUUCGAUAUUCCCAAGGACGAAGCAGUGGAGAACGCGUACUCUUUCUUAGGCUGUACCCGGAGUUCUACUAAUAAAGAGAUCAACGACAAGUAUCUUGCUGCCUGUCGAAAGCACCAUCCGGAUAAGGGCGGAGACGUUGAAAUGUUUCAAAAGGUGCAGCAGUGCAUGGGUGUUACCAAAGUGGCCAGAGGGAACAGUACGGUGCGACGGACGAAGUACGAUAUCUGGAAUUCUGACUUUCAGCCUUCAGCGCCUGCAUUACGACCGCCUGGUUCCAUAGUGCAAUUAAUCUAUUUAACUAACAACAGAAGCUGGUUUUGUCCUACACUCGAUACCCCAUAUUAACGAGCGAUUCUGUUCAACCCCGGAGUUACAAUACAAGUUAUAAAUAAUAAUAAAAGAAACAUCACGAAGUUCGCGACUUCGCGUCGGUGGCCUGGGGUCGCUUCCAAGGUGGCUCAUUCCAAGCGCAAAGUGUGGAAUACGUAUAUCAUAUCCAUGUACUCUGUAGAAGACGUUUUGGAUGUGCGGUCGUCCUCAUUAACUUGCCACGCCGGAUAAGGGAUCCGGCGCCGGAUAAGGGAUCCGGCUUGCCUCAUCCGGAUAAGGGCGGAGACGUUGAAAUGUUUCAAAAGGUGCAGCAGUGCAUGGGUGUUACCAAAGUGGCCAGAGGGGAACAGUACGGUGCGACGGACGAAGUACGAUAUCUGGAAUUCUGACUUUCAGCCUUCAGCGCCUGCAUUACGACCGCCUGGUUCCAUAGUGCAAUUAAUCUAUUUAACUAACAACAGAAGCUGGUUUUGUCCUACACUCGAUACCCCAUAUUAACGAGCGAUUCUGUUCAACCCCGGAGUUACAAUACAAGUUAUAAAUAAUAAUAAAAGAAACAUCACGAAGUUCGCGACUUCGCGUCGGUGGCCUGGGGUCGCUUCCAAGGUGGCUCAUUCCAAGCGCAAAGUGUGGAAUACGUAUAUCAUAUCCAUGUACUCUGUAGAAGACGUUUUGGAUGUGCGGUCGUCCUCAUUAACUUGCCACGCUGAUGUUAUGAAGCGGAAAUGCUUAUCGGAUUAUUCCUUUUUAUUAAUGCUCCGACCAUACGGUGCUGUUAAUACAU
Paramacrobiotus metropolitanus is the source of this 1894-nucleotide messenger RNA. RefSeq lists its product as uncharacterized. Lineage: Eukaryota; Metazoa; Tardigrada; Eutardigrada; Parachela; Macrobiotidae. The transcript has 2 exons. The coding region runs from base 58 to 1125 and encodes 355 amino acids. The record is from RefSeq and is a predicted model, not a curated record.